Messenger RNA from Oppiella nova, 400 nucleotides. Lineage: Eukaryota; Metazoa; Arthropoda; Arachnida; Sarcoptiformes; Oppiidae. The record is from the annotation of a GenBank genome assembly.
AAGAAGUCAAUCAUUGGAUAUGAACGAUGGCUUAAACAAAGUAUCCACUGCUCAUCACAAUUCAACACAAAUGGCUAAAAUUAUUUCAAACAAAUAUCUCUCUAAAUCAAGCGACACGUAUCCAAAACAAAAAGCCGCAUCGAUGGUCGACGUCUCGAAGAAUAGUGAACUUAAACUUUUGAAAUGCGAUGCCAAUGGAAAUCAUGGGAUUGUGAGGUCACAACAAAAAACAUCGGCCAGACUUAUACUCAAAGAAAUCUCAAAACCUCAUCACAAUGUGGGAGAGAAAGUGGCUCAGAUAUUCUAUACCGAGAAGAGAGAGAAUAUAAUUGUGGUAAUGAGCGCCUGCUCUGAAGCCUGUAAUGGUAUGUGCCUUUCGCACCGUUAUGUCAAUCAAUAG